ACGUAUAUACACAGGAUUGGAAGCCUUAGGCGAUGUGCGCCGCGUAAGCUGACCGUGUUCAUUGAUAGCGAGUGAUAACGUUCCCCGGCCGCGACUCGCGAUUGGUUAACCUUUGACCAUCUUGCGCUUGCGCAUUGCUUUCCGUAGUUACCAAAACAUCCGGAUAACGCAGCUGUCAGAAAUUUUCUCGACGCGAUACGUCAUGUGUAUGUGCAUGUCACAUGUUCUAUACUUGCAGUGAUGAUUUACUCAUCUAUGUGAUAUACCAACUGCGAUCGCUAUAUAUCUACCCAAAUACAAACAAACACGAUGUCAGAUUAUCUGUAUUGGGACGAAUCCGAUGUCGAUUUAUCGGCAAUGUUGGGUGAAUGGACAGAGUACGAAUUAGACUUCAGUUCGGAUUCAUGGUCUGAGGACGAAGAUAACUCUACCGAACGACCAAAGCCCAAAACCAAGACAAAACACACUGACACACCUUCCGUAAAGAAGACAUGCUACCAGUGUCCUCUGUGCCCCAAACAGUAUUUGUCCGUGUCAGGGUUCAGGGGUCACGUCGUCAACAAACACAAACGAUACGAUGUAAUAGUCAGUCAGCACAAGGUGUCAGACACACAGAAAGCUGGUGAUAUUACUGCUGUACCUGUCUGUGACAAGGGUAUCACCAACACAUCAAGCAGCAUAACAACCUUUACUGACAACUCAUUUGCACAACUGCUUGAGUCUGCUGUCUCCGAAGUGUGCAACAACCCAAACCACAAUUCGAUCACAUCAAAAUCUGGAGGUAUCAUGGUUGAGAUUGGCAAAGCAGUGAUUUCUUCACCUGUCACAAUGCAACAUCUCGAAACAUUAAUCAAGCCACCAUUACUGGACACAUUGGCCGUUUUUUGGAAAGACAAGCUCUUUCUCAUCAGACAAGGAAUUAAUGUUUAG
Messenger RNA from Haliotis rubra (blacklip abalone), 930 nucleotides. RefSeq lists its product as uncharacterized. The record is from RefSeq and is a predicted model, not a curated record. Lineage: Eukaryota; Metazoa; Mollusca; Gastropoda; Lepetellida; Haliotidae. Bases 310 to 930 code for a protein of 206 amino acids. The transcript has 2 exons.